Coturnix japonica (Japanese quail) is the source of this 1718-nucleotide messenger RNA. RefSeq names its product chromosome 9 C1orf174 homolog (gene C9H1orf174). NCBI's taxonomy places the organism in Eukaryota, Metazoa, Chordata, Aves, Galliformes, Phasianidae. The record is from RefSeq and is a predicted model, not a curated record.
CCUCCUGUGGUGAAGGGCGGCCCGCAGCGCCGGGCUCGGACCUGGCCGGGACGCUGCUCCUCCCCAAGAUGGCGGCGGGCGGGAAGGGCCGAGCCGGGGCGGGUAGCGGAAAAGGAGACGGGGGGAGCCGGCAGGCUUCUUCACACAAAGCAGUUGGCAGACGGCCCUCCAAGAGGCUAAAAUGUGAAAGAAACAGUCGGGUGAAGUCAGGACUGGAAGGCUGUAUGUGUGAGAGUGAGAACCCUCCUGCAUCUAAAACACCUGCUGAGGGCUCACCAUCAAAAGGUACAGAUCACCACGAAAUUCAGCUGGAAAAAAGUGAAAGAAUUCCAGAGACCGGUGGAGAAAAACAGGAGAAGGAAGGUGAUGUUUCUUCAAAGCCACAUGCGGCAAAAGCAAGUAGUGCACCUUCAAAAACAGAAAGCAAUGAGGAUCUGCAAGAUCGUGCCUGCAGGGAGGAGAACAGCUGUGAGAGCUUGAUUUUGGAAGGGAACUGCUUGAAGGAUGGAGACGUCCCUAAGAAACUAACAGAACUAGAUAACAGUGCUUUCUUGGAUGAAGACAGUAACCAGCCGAUGCCACUGGAUCGGUUCUUUGGAAACAUUGACUUUAUGCAGGAUGAGCUAGCAGCUGUUCUCCCGAGCACAACAAUGAGCAGGCGGGAAUACAGAAGGCUGCAUUUCAUCGCCAAGGAAGAUGAGGAGGAGGACGACGAGGAUGUUCUCUAGCAGCAAACUGUAAAACACAGGAAACUUUUCCUUGUCUUCCUACCAGAGCGAUGGUGGUAGGCUGUAUCACUGGCAUGACGUGUCAGUAUUUGCAUUUUCUUAGAGAAUGGCUAGAGUCUGUUUCUAGAGUUGGCAGAUACAGUAUUCCCCCUCAGUUUUCUGGGGCAGAGUUUGACUGAAUUCCAUCUUCCACCACGUCAGCUGUAAGCAUUGCCCUUUUAAUAGCUCUAUAAUGCAGAUUGUUCAGUGUUUUCAACUGACUUCCAAAGGUUGUGAAUAGAAGUUUCACAAAUACAUUGGCAGUGAAAAAGGCAGAACAGAAUCUCUCAGUAGGACUUUAACUGGUAGACAAACAAGUAGUGGUGGCCAAGUAGAUAUGGGUCAGUCCUUCAAAUCUGUUCCUUCUGGCCUGCAUUUUUACAUGAGCAACCUCACGAACUGCUAACUCAUGCAGUGUUGGUGAUAGUACUUUGAAAGUGUGAUUCUGCAAGAAGCUCCCAGAUAUUUAUUAUUAUAAACACAGAAGAAAGUAUUUCUAAAAAUACAGAGAAAAUAUAAUCAGCAGAUGGUUUAAAUCAAUAUUAAUUUCUACAGCUACAGUAUGUUGAACAUUCAAAAAUCUGAAGCCAAACAAAUUGUAUAUGCAUGACAUGUUAAUUUAUUCAAAUUCCCACUCCAGUUGAUGUAUUGUUUCUGUCAGUGCCAGUUCUUGGCUCCUUUUUACUCUUAAGUUUGUAACACUGCAAAAAAAAACCUUCCUAUUUUGGUGUAUACGUGGUUUUCAUCACAACUCCAUCUAAAAGCAGUUCUCCCAGCUCUCCCUUAAUUCCUUAUUAGCUGACUUUUUUUUUUCCUAGGCAGUCUCUUUACACACACUCAGUGUAAAAUGGUGUUAGUAGGAAAUGUGCCAUGCUGACAGCACAAUGCUUGUUGUCACAUCUUUAUUGCAGUCCCUUCCCCAAUACCAAAACACCAGAAUGUGCAUUUUCA